AUGAGUAUAAAGAGUAAAAUUGACAUGAGUCUGGAUGAACUCAUAGAGAAGGAAAAUAUUAAGGCUAAUCACAAGGUGCCAAAUGAAAAAAAGACACUUAAAUCUAUAGAAAAGAACACGGGUCAGAAGUAUCUGCACAGCAUAAUAAUAUCAAAUGUCAACAGUAAUAAUUUGGAACUGUAUAAAAAGGAGUUCAGCAACUUUGGAAAAAUUUAUAACAUUUAUCAUGAUAAUGAUAAGAAGAUUACAUAUGUGAAAUAUGACAAUAAGAACUCCUGUGAAAAUGCCAUAAGCACCAUGAACAAUAAAUCCAUAGAUGGAGACACAAUAUCUAUAGUGUUGGGAAAAAAAAUACCGGAUAAGAAGAACAACAAGAAUACAAAUCAAAAUAAUCAUCUUAUGAAUAACAACAUGCACAACAAUAAAAUUAUUCCUCCAUUUAAAAUGCCAGUAUACAACCACAAUCCACCGUACCCGUAUUACAUGAACAGUAAUUAUAAUCAUCAUCCUCACCAUCACCCACGACCCUAUAAUCAUAUUCCAUAUCAGAAUACUUACCAGAAUAAUAUGUUUGACGAUAAUAUGCAUCCUUUUAAUAAUAAUCAAAAGAAUAGUACCAUAAUAGUAACGAAUGUCCCCACGUACCUGAAUGCGGAAGACAUAUUUUCAGCUUUUCAGGAAACAGGAAAAAUUGUGGAUGUUCAGAUUCUUAUGAAUGAGAAGAGAAAAUUAACUGGAAUAGUAAGCAUUGAAUAUGAAAAAAACGAAUCUGCAUCAGAUGCUGUUAGAAUGUAUGAUGGUGGAUUUCUGAACGACAAUAGGAUUAGAGUAUUCUUAGAUUGUCGUUAA
Messenger RNA from Plasmodium gonderi, 849 nucleotides. Its product is annotated as RNA-binding protein. NCBI's taxonomy places the organism in Eukaryota, Apicomplexa, Aconoidasida, Haemosporida, Plasmodiidae. Gene Ontology annotation, molecular function: RNA binding. The record is from RefSeq and is a predicted model, not a curated record. The transcript has 6 exons. Bases 1 to 849 code for a protein of 282 amino acids.